Lactuca sativa (garden lettuce) is the source of this 525-nucleotide messenger RNA. The record is from RefSeq and is a predicted model, not a curated record. NCBI's taxonomy places the organism in Eukaryota, Viridiplantae, Streptophyta, Magnoliopsida, Asterales, Asteraceae.
AUGGUUGCUGACUUUGCUAAGUUAAUUGCUAUUCGAUUCCAAAUGAGCAUGAAUCGUGAACUAAGCUUCUUUCUUAGUCUCCAAGUUAACCAAACCAAUAGAGGAAUCUUUAUUCACCAAGAAAAGUACAUCUCAGAACUUCUCAAGAAAUAUUCAAUGGACACUUGUGCCUCGGGUAAGAUACUUAUGGGUUUCGGACACGCGAUCUUUUCGGACCCUUCAAGUGUAGCUGUUGAUGAAAAUAAGUACAGAGGAAUGACUAGAUCACUACUCUACCUCAUUGCAAGUCGUUCGGACAUCAUGUUUUCAACAUGUUUGUGUGCCAGAUUUCAAGUCAAUGCAAAGAUAUCUCAUCUAUUAGCCGUUAAGCAAAUAUUCUGUUACCUCAAAGGUACAAAUAAUCUCGGAAUCUGGUACCUAGCAAAUGAGAGUUUCCUCCUUCAAGCAUAUUUCGAUUCAAGCUAUGGCGGUCUUCAAUUAGACAAAAAACGCACAUCUGGUGGCUGUCUGUUUUUAGGUGGUUGA